Messenger RNA from Oncorhynchus nerka (sockeye salmon), 868 nucleotides. Its product is annotated as eukaryotic translation initiation factor 3 subunit H. The transcript is spliced from 4 exons. Bases 44 to 532 code for a protein of 162 amino acids. NCBI's taxonomy places the organism in Eukaryota, Metazoa, Chordata, Actinopteri, Salmoniformes, Salmonidae. The record is from RefSeq and is a predicted model, not a curated record.
AAGUGAUGAUUUUCUCUCCCUCCUCCCCAGAUUGAAGAAGGCCAUGAUUGGUUUUGAACACAUGUUUGAGGAGGUUCCCAUCGUGAUCAAGAACUCCCACCUGAUCAACGUUCUGAUGUGGGAACUGGAGGAGAAGUGUACUGUGGCCGACAAACACGAACUGCUCAACCUCUCCAGCAGUAACCACCUGGAGAAGUCUCUGCAGCUCCUGAUGGACAGAGUGGAUGAUAUGAGUCAGGACAUUGUCAAGUAUAACACCUACAGCCGUAACCUCAGCAAGCAACAGCAGCAGAAACACCAGUAUGUCCAGCGGCGCCAGCAGGAGAAUGCUCAGAGACAGACCAGAGGAGAGACUCCUCUACCAGAGGAAGAUGUCUCCAAGAUGUUCAAACCACCACAGCCCCCUCCUCGCAUGGACACUCUCCUCAUCGCAGGACAGAUUAACAACUACUGCCAGAAUGUGAAGGAGUUCACCUCCCAGAACCUGGGCAAACUCUUCAUGGCCGAGGCUCUUCAGGGACACAACAGCUAAAGGAGAAGACGAGAGGAGGAAGUAAAACACACAGGAGAUAAACCCCCCUUUCACCCAAUCAGAAUGAUCCAUACAGGGCUGUGUUCUAAUUGGUACCCUCUUCCCUAUAUAUAUAUAUAGUGCACUACUGGUCAAUACUAGUACACUGUAUAGGGAAUAGGGUGUAAUUUUGGGAUGCAUCCUAUGAUUGGAGGAUUGACGUGAUGCUGUUAGAUUUGUUAAGAAAUUAAAAUAACGACGUGACCAAUAUUAUUAAGAGAACAUGUUCCACGUUCUCCAGAGAAGAUUUAUUUGAAUAUUAUUGUAACUUUUAAUAAACAUCUUUGCGUCUCCUCA